AUGAACACGAUCAAGCAAGUCGCGGUAGCAGGAGCAACUGGCAACAUCGGCAUUCCCAUUGUCAAAUCCUUGCUUGCAGCCAGAUUUACCGUGAUCGUACUGUCCCGAUCGGAUAAGCCUACCAACCUCCCGGGCGGCGUCAUUGUCCGGAAUGUCGACUACGACUCCGUAGAAUCGCUCGCCGCUGCUCUCCAAGGUGUGGAUGCGGUGGUCUCCACUGUAGCCGCCGCUGCAGUCCCCGCUCAGACCAAGCUCGUCGACGCCGCGGUCAUCGCCGGCGUCCAACGCUUCCUCCCUGCCGAAUACGGGAGCAACGUGGACGAUACCGCUACUCGAGUGCUUCCCGUCUUCGCUUCGAAAGUGGCAGUACAGGACUACCUGAAGAAGGUCACCUCUGGAUCGAGCCUUACUUACUCCCUCGUCCAGACCGGGCCGUUCCUCGACCGAGGCCUUCUGCUCGGCUUUCUGCUCGGCUCCUUGAAGGAUCGCAAGGUGGAGAUCGUUGAUGGAGGGGUGAAACGGUUUAGCUCGACGUUGAUGCCCACUUUCGCGAAGGCCGUCGCGUCCGUUCUUCAUCAUCCAGAGGAUACGAAGAACCGGACCGUGCUCAUCCAAGACGCGGUCGUCACCCAGAACCAGCUUCUGAACAUCGCAAAGGAGUUGACGCCAGGCGCUGAAUGGUCCGUUACACACAGCAAGUCCGAGGACCUGAAGAAAAGGGCGGACAAGAAGAUUGCGCAGGGCAUACACGACAUUCAAGUGUUUGUCUGGCAGCUCAAACACUGGCAGUUCAACGAACGUUUCGACACCGUGUUCCAGAAGCCAGACAAUGAGUUGCUUGGGAUUACGACGAUCUCGGACGAGGAAUUACGGGAGUUUGUGAAGGCUGCCCUCUAA
Molecule: messenger RNA, 897 nt
Organism: Punctularia strigosozonata HHB-11173 SS5
Lineage: Eukaryota; Fungi; Basidiomycota; Agaricomycetes; Corticiales; Punctulariaceae
Product: NAD(P)-binding protein
Exons: 2
Coding region: 1-897 (298 amino acids)
Molecular function (GO): oxidoreductase activity
Source: RefSeq, a predicted model, not a curated record